Capra hircus (goat) is the source of this 1575-nucleotide messenger RNA. It is a transcript of the gene DGUOK, whose product is annotated as deoxyguanosine kinase. Gene Ontology annotation, biological process: nucleobase-containing compound metabolic process. NCBI's taxonomy places the organism in Eukaryota, Metazoa, Chordata, Mammalia, Artiodactyla, Bovidae. Gene Ontology annotation, cellular component: cytoplasm; mitochondrion. Gene Ontology annotation, molecular function: deoxyguanosine kinase activity; ATP binding. The coding region runs from base 86 to 1027 and encodes 313 amino acids. The record is from RefSeq and is a predicted model, not a curated record. The transcript is spliced from 6 exons.
AAAGGUGCGCCGGAGUGUCUGAAUAGCAGUAUCGGGGGCGGAAGUGCUCUCGACGGAAGUGAUCGCUGUGUGAAUCGUGGGUGGGAUGACCGCUUGCCGGCUCUAUCAAAGGUUGCUGCGCGCAUCCUCGAAGUUCAUGGCUCAGCGCUUACUCGAGGGUGUGCCCCCUUCCAGGGGUCUACACGCGGGGCGUGGUCCCCGAAGGCUCUCCAUCGAAGGCAACAUUGCUGUGGGAAAAUCCACCUUUGUGAAGUUACUCACGAAAACUUACCCAGAGUGGCACAUAGCUACAGAACCUGUAGCAACAUGGCAGAAUGUCCAGGCUGCUGGCUCCCAAAAAGCCGGCGCUGCCACCAGUCUUGGAAACUUGCUGGAUAUGAUGUACCAGGAGCCAGCACGAUGGUCCUACACCUUCCAGACAUUUUCUUUCCUGAGCCGCCUGAAAGUACAGUUGGAGCCCUUCCCUGAGAAACUCCUGGAGGUUGGGAAGGCAGUACAGAUCUUUGAGAGGUCUGUGUACAGCGACAGGUAUAUCUUUGCAAAGACUCUUUUUGAAAAUGGGUCCCUCAGUGACAUUGAAUGGCAUAUCUAUCAGGACUGGCAUUAUUUUCUCCUGCAGGAGUUUGCCAGCCGGCUCAGAUUACAUGGCUUCAUCUACCUCCAGGCUGCUCCCCAGGUUUGUUUAAAGAGACUACACCGGAGGGGCAGGCAAGAGGAGAAAGAAGUUGAGUUGGCCUAUCUGGAGCAGCUUCAUGGUCAACACGAAGCCUGGCUUGUCCACAAGACAACCCCGCUCCACUCUGAGGCUCUGCUGAACAUUCCAGUGCUCGUGUUGGAUGUCAAUGAUGACUUUUCGGAAGAAGUAACCAUACAAGAAGAGCUCAUGCGGAGGGUGGGGAAGACCUCAACGCCUGCUUUUCUUUCUUUACACUUCUAUCACUUCAGAACUUCACUAUGGGUCCUAUGCCUUGCGCCUCAAAUAGCAUUUCACACUCCAAAGCCUGUGGGGCCUUGGAUAAGUUAUUAAUAUAAUCUCUAUUCUCUAAAGUGUUUGGGGCUAAUAAUUGUUAAAUACUUGCCUUGUAAGAUGUGCUUUCCAGCUGACUUCCUCGUCUGAGGUAUUCUAGAACUAGGGAAAUGAGACUUCUGGAUUCACUCCAGCUCUGCCACUUGAUACCCUGGGCAGGUCACAUUUCCUUUCCAUACCUGUGUUCUCUUCCUCACCAAAAACUCGAAGGCUUGGCUACACAUGCAUUAUGGAUGGACUAGUGUAUAGUCUCCUGAAAAUGUGAAAUUUAACUUUUCGUUUUUCUCUUUCCCACAGGUAAACACCUUUGUAAAGAAUCUAUAACCAGGACUGGGAUGUUCUAGCUGGGAUCUGGGCUCUCUGACUUUCUAAAGCCAGAGAAUACCCAGCUACCCACCUUUCUGUCCCCUGCUCCCACCUGCUUUUACCCCUAGAGUACUCUGACACGCAGGGGGUUAAGCUUCUGUUAGCUAUAGACCUAGCCCUAGUCUUCUUUUGUAUCUCAAGGACUUCUUAAAUAAAGUCUAUGCUUUUGUGGAUUCUGUUAA